Coregonus sp. 'balchen' is the source of this 14721-nucleotide messenger RNA. Lineage: Eukaryota; Metazoa; Chordata; Actinopteri; Salmoniformes; Salmonidae. The record is from the annotation of a GenBank genome assembly.
AUGUGUAAGCUAAACAUGCAUAGCUUGCUUACCUAAAAAGAUUUAUAUUCCAUGAUGUGUCUUUUCAUAUUUGACCAAUUUGGAUAUUCAAAAGGAAUGACGUGUUGUGUGUUGUCGUUUGUCCACAGGCUCGUCCUACUACAACAAUGUGCGGCCGCUAGCCUAUCCCGACGCUGACGCUGUGCUCAUCUGUUUCGACAUCAGCCGCCCCGAGACACUGGACAGUGUGCUGAAGAAGGUCAGAGAGCUAUGAAGUAAAGCCACGUGUCUGUGCUUCAGUUCAAUAAAAUAUUAUAUAAAAUAGGGUUCCCCAACUGGCGGCCCGAAUUUGGCCCAUGGGUGGUUUUACAUGGCCCCCCAAUGUUUCUGAGCAUUUUUUUAUUUUUUAUUGUUGGACAUAAAACACUGUAAAAAGAACAGGAAAUCAGCUCCAAGUGAUUUUAAUUUUGGAAAUAUGUUCUGACAGGUUUGAAAUCAUUAUGUAAACAAAUAUUAUAUCUGUUUGGGCUUCUUGCGGUCAAUUUGCAAUUCCGAUCCCCCGACGAUCCGCUCAAGAAAAAAUCAGCCCGCGGCUGAAUUUAGUAUAAUAAUAUUUUGUUGGGUGCAUAUAUUUGUUCAGUUACACACAAGUGUGUAAUGGAAAUGUGUUGUUUUGCAUAUCCCAACUCCCCCUGAGACACCCGCAGGGAGUGGGUUCACGGCCAGGGUCGCUAUUGUACAGCGCCCCAGGAGCAAUUAGGGUUAAGUGCCUUGCUCAAUGGCACAGCAACAGAAUAUUAUUUUAAUUUCUUCGUUUUCGGCUCUGGUAUUCAAACCAGCAACCUUUCGGUUACUGGUCCAACGCUCUAACCUUGAGGCUACCAAGUUGAUGAUCCCUGAUCUCAAAUUAUCCUAGAACACCUUUUAGAACAGUAAGGACUACAUAUAAAAGAAACACUGCUUGUGAGAACAACCUAGCCGAGACAGGAAUGAACAAAUAUUGUUUUGUGAAAGCAUGCAGGCAUAUCACAGACCCUUAGGUAAUGUUCCCCCUAAGGUUAGAAGCUAAUGUUAUGGCCUUUUUAAGGACAUUUUCUCCCUAAAUGAAUACACAAUUAAUUGUAAUCCAUCCAUUGUCCCAGCGUUCUUCAAAAAAUAUGCAUUUACUUAAUAAGAGGGAGAAGUUUGGCAUUGUUUCCCAAAGCCUCGGUUGUGUCUAAUUGGUGGAACUCAAUGAAUGGGAAAGUCUUUCUUUGGGUAACAAUGCCACACCAUUUGGGACCUACAGGUCUACACGUUUUGUUUGAAUGAUAAAGACUUGUUGUUUAUAGUGUAUAGCGAACAUCAGUUGUGUGGGCGAGGAAUGCCUUUGACUGGGUGGAGUGGACAUUCCUAAUGUCAAGCCCAUCGCUCACCCAUGACAUCAUCAGCAUCGCCAUUCAGAGACAAAAAACUCCACUCUUUGAGUCACGAGACAAAACUGAAGGAGGGGAGCGGAGGUACCCCAAAUUCUGAUAGAGGUCCACUUGGGGCUCUUGAGGGCUCACUUGACCUGUGACCCUAUAUAGAUGCCUUGCUAAUCUCUUACCAACAGGCCAAGGGUGGGCGUUGAAUACACCCCUCUCACAAUAGGCUCCCAGAAUUGGGCUCUUGACAUCUCAAGUGCCAAGUGCUUCUAUUUGACAUAGGGGUGAAAUAUUUCAUACCACUGAAGCCAAACAAAAGCCGGUCCAACAAUAAAUUCCACUCAAGUGUUAACAAGUGUUAAAGGAAAACUAUGAUGCAAAAUGCAUAAUUCCGGCUGUAUUUCUGUAAGGUUAUACAUCUUGAAAACUUGAUUGCUGACAUACAAAAUAUUUUGUGACUAUGUCAACAAUGGACUAAUGAAGCAAAUACCAAAAUAUCGUUUUUGGGUGGAAUUUUCCUUCAAGUAUUAAAAUGUUAAAGAGAUUCUCUGGUACUUUUGUAUACUUUUUAGCCAGUAGUUCUGAAAGUAGCACUCACAAGCCAAAAGUGGUCCCCGAAAAUUGCGUACUGUCACAUAUGUGCACCACGUCAUUGCUCUCUCGCUCUCUGCUGUGUCCACUGAGCCGUUGGGCCCGCCCUGCAACCUCAUUGGAUAAUGCUGGGCAGACCUCUUGUUAGCUGUCACUCAAAUGCAAGGGGCUGAAGCUCAUUGGCUAGAACUCAAAUUGCUAGUGGGCUGGCCCACGUGGGGGGAAAAUCCCAAUUCCCAUUCACGUCCCAGCUUCAAGAAAAAAGUGGCUUUCAAACUAGGGAUUUCGUGGCUAAUUGAGGUGAAACAGUAAUUCUGCUCAUAGAUUAUGAAUGUAUGAACUACACAUUGACACAUCCAGCCCAAAGCGGGAGGUUUAAAAAAUACUUUCUUAGUCGCCAAAGUACCGGAGCAUGUCUUUAAGUGACAAGUGUUAAGCCAAGGACACAUGAUAUCAGUGAUUCUGCAUGACUAAUUAGUGAUUCUGUCUUGUUACUGUAUAGUUUCCUGCUUUCUUGAAUGCUUUUGUAUCUUUGAGAGGGGGGACGGACGAGUGAACACUUUGGGUGUGAAGGGGGGAGAAUCGAAAAGCAACAGGAGACUCUUGAGAGUAUGAUGUGGCAGCCUUCGCACCCAGUCCUCGGGCUUCCUCUCAGGCCUCAGUACAGUACAGUACAGUACAGAUCACACACACACACACACACACACACACGCGCACACGCACACACACACACACACACACUUAUGAACAUUACUUGGGGGCUAGAAACAAGGACUAUAUCCAACUAGCAUGUACAGUGAAGGAAAAAAGUAUUUGAUCCCCUGCUGAUUUUGUACGUUUGCCCACUGACAAAGACAUGAUCAGUCUAUAAUUUUAAUGGUAGGUUUAUUUGAACAGUGAGAGACAGAACAACAACAAAAAAAUCCUGAAAACGCAUGUCAAAAAUGUUAUAAAUUGAUUUGCAUUUUAAUAAGGGAAAUAAGUAUUUGACCCGUCUGCAAAACAUGACUUAGUACUUGGUGGCAAAACCCUUGUUGGCAGGUCAGACGUUUCUUGUAGUUGGCCACCAGGUUUGCACACAUCUCAGGAGGAAUUUUGUCCCACUCCUCUUUGCAGAUCUUCUCCAAGUCAUUAAGGUUUCGAGGCUGACGUUUGGCAACUCGAACCUUCAGCUCCCUCCACAGAUUUUCUAUGGGAUUAAGGUCUGGAGACUGGCUAGGCCACUCCAGGACCUUCAUGUGCUUCUUCUUGAGACACUCCUUUGUUGUCUUGGCCGUGUGUUUUGGGUCAUUGUCAUACUGGAAUACCCAUCCACGACCCAUUUUCAAUGCCAUGGCUGAGGGAAGGAGGUUCUCACCCAAGAUUGGACGGUACAUGGCCCUGUCCAUCGUCCCUUUGAUGCGGUGAAGUUGUCCUGUCCCCUUAGCAGAAAAACACCCCCAGAGCAUAAUGUUUCCACCUCCAUGUUUGACGGUGGGGAUGGUGUUCUUGGGGUCAUAGGCAGCAUUCCUCCUCCUCCAAACACGGCGAGUUGAGUUGAUGCCAAAGAGCUUGAUUUUGGUCUCAUCUGACCACAACACUUUCACCCAGUUCUUCUCUGAAUCAUUCAGAUGUUCAUUGGCAAACUUCAGACGGGCCUGUAUAUGUGCUUUCUUGAGCAGGGGGACCUUGCGGGCGCUGCAGGAUUUCAGUCCUUCACGGCGUAGUGUGUUACCAAUUGUUUUCUUCUUGACUAUGGUCCCAGUUGCCUUGAGAUCAUUGACAAGAUCCUCCCGUGUAGUUCUGGGCUGAUUCCUAACCGUUCUCAUGAUCAUUGCAACUCCACGAGGUGAGAUCUUGCAUGGAGCCCCAGGCCGAGGGAGAUUGACAGUUAUUUUGUGUUUCUUCCAUUUGCGAAUAAUCGCACCAACUGUUGUCACCUUCUCACCAAGCUGCUUGGCGAUGGUCUUGUAGCCCAUUCCAGCCUUGUGUAGGUCUACAAUCUUGUCCCUGACAUCCUUGGAGAGCUCUUUGGUCUUGGCCAUGGUGGAGAGUUUGUAAUCUUAUUGAUUGAUUGCUUCUGUGGACAGGUGUCUUUUAUACAGGUAACAAGCUGAGAUUAGGAGCACUAAUCUCAGCUCGUUACCUGUAUAAAAGACACCUGGGAGCCAGAAAUCUUUCUGAUUGAGAGGGGGUCAAAUAUUUAUUUCCCUAAUUAAAAUGCAAAUCAAUUUAUAACAUUUUUGACAUGCGUUUUUCUGGAUUUUUUUGUUGUUAUUCUGUCUCUCACUGUUCAAAUAAACCUACCAUUAAAAUUAUAGACUGAUCAUUUCUUUGUCAGUGGGCAAACGUACAAAAUCAGCAGGGGAUCAAAUACUUUUUUCUGUCACUGUAUAAUAUAUGCUGCUUAUGUAAAAGACCUGUUGGCUGUGUGUGCUGUAAUCUCCUGUUUGAUCAACCAGUGGCUCAGCUGUACUACUACCGGGAAUCAGAGAAUGUUAUUGAAGCAGAGCAUAGGCCUACAUUUGAUUUAAAUGUUAUUGAAGCAGAGCACACAUUAUGCAAUGUUAUUGAAAGAAAGCAUACAUGUUAAGAGUAAUUAUGUAAUACAUGGAAUGAGAUACACACUACUGGCCUUGGGAACAUGUCCUAAUAGUUUGGUAAUAAGGAGGUACUGCAAAGGAAAUACUGCCUCCGUUUCUGUUUUCAGGCAAAACAUUUACCGGAAUAAGGAAGUGAAACUACCGCUAGAAAGGGGCGUUAAGUACAAUUUGUAAAAUGUUACCUUCAGUACAUAUCAUUAUUGCGCAUCACCAAUAAUUUCCAUCAUUAACCAUUCUCAUCCUUCGAAAUGAAAAUGGACAAUUCACUCUAUGCUCUUUGUCUGUUAUUCACUCUCUGUUCUUUGGCUUUGCCAAACCUUACAUAUUGAAAAAGUAUAUAAAUGCAACAUGUAAAGUGUUGGUCCCAUGUUUCAAGAGCUGAAAUAAAAGAUCCCAGAAAUGUUCCAUAUGCACAAAAAGCUUAUUUCUCUCAAAUGUUGUGCACAAAUGUGUUUACAUCCCUGUUAGUGAGCAAUUCUCCUUUGCCAAGAUAAUCCGUCCACCUGACAGGUUUGGCAUAUCAAGAAGCUGAUUAAACAGCAUGAUCAUUACAGAGGUGCACCUUGUACUGGGGACAAUAAAAGGCCACACUAAAAUGUGCAGUUUUGUAACACAACACAAUGCCACAAAUGACUCAAGUUUUGAGGGAGUGUGCAAUUGGCAUGCUGACUGCAGGAAUGUCCACCAGAGCUGAUGCCAGAAAAUUGAAUGUUAAUUUCUCUACCAUAAGCCACCUCCAACAUUGUUUUAGAGAAUUUGGCAGUACGUCCAACUGGCCUCACAACCGCAGACCACGUGUAUGCCGUCAUGUGGGCGAGCGGUUUGCUGAUGUCAAUGUUGUGAACAGUGCCCCAUGGUGGCGGUGAGGGUAUGGUAUGGGCAGGCGUAACUACGGACUAUGCAAUAUUAAUACACAAAAAUACCGUGACGAGAUCCUGAGGCCCAUUUUUUUUUAAGGUAUCUGUGACCAACAGAUGAAUAUCUGUAUUCCCAGUCAUGUGAAAUUCAUAGAUUGAAUUUAUUUCAAUUGACUGAUUUCCUCAUGAACUGCAACUCAGUAAAAUCAAUGAAAUUGUUGCACGUUGUGUUUAUAUUUUGUUCAGUAAAUAAACACAAUGACCCUUCUGCUUGGCCCUUGUGACUUGUCUAGGUCACAUUCAUUGAUUCACCAGUACGUCUUCAACAGAAAGCCCUUAUCCAAGACAACAGCACAUGAUGACUAACACUAAUGAACAGAGCCCAUAAUGACAUAGACGGUCGUCUACAAGAAAGGCAUCGUUUGUAUAGAGUAGAAAACAUAGACGUAUAUCUACAAGAAAGGCAUUGUUUGUAUUGAGUAGAAACAGAGAGGUAUCGUUCAAGGGAUAAUGUGAAGAGAUAAUGUAAGCAGUCAGAGAUAUAGUGAGAGAGAGACAGAGACAGAAACAGAGAGACAAGAGACAGACCAGCACAGACAGUAGGGAGAAUGGCUACCCAGCACAGAGAGUGACGUGUCACCGUUGAGACAAUGUAGCUGUUAACUUGUCUAUAGUCUUGAAGUGCAAAUGAGUAUUGUCUGCUUCAUAAUGUGUGUUGUUAUUCUUUCUGAUGGAACUCUGAGGGAGUGUUGUCUAGAUGUGGUUGUGGUUACUGUAGCUGUGAGCUCAUAGCGGACAGAACUAGUGCUCCGUUAAAUUCUUCAAUUGUCACCAUGACAACUUGUUUCAAUGGACAGUGUUAUUUCAAUGGGCGUUGAGUUAAUGUAGUGAUAUUAUAUCCAUACAAUGUAAAUAACAUUAACUAAAAGAGAUAAACAUGUAUUUUCUCCAAAUUUCAUAUAUUAAAAAUAGAUAUGUUUUGGAUAUUGGUGCUCACCUGUUACGCUCGGUUCUGACAAGUUUCUUCCUCUUCCUCCAUAGUGGCAGGGGGAGACGCAGGAGUUCUGUCCUAACGCCAAGGUGGUAUUGGUGGGCUGUAAGCUGGACAUGCGGACGGACCUCAACGUGCUGAGAGAGCUGUCCAAACUCCGACUCAUCCCUGUCACUCAUGAACAGGUCAGGACUGACUGUUUCUCACUACUGAGCCAAUCCAAGCCAAGCUGUACUAUGCUGGUCUGGUAAUGCAUCCAUUGUAGUCCCUGGAACUGUGCUGGAAGGACAAUGUAAAAUGAAAAUAUCAGAGCAAGCAGUACGGUUUAGCCUUGUGUGUUAUGAAAAAUGUAUGGCAAUGCCAGUAGCUGUUUACUUGUACUCUGUGAUGGCAUAACACCUUCAGAACAUUGUCGUAAGCAUGACAUAAUAACACCUGUCAAAACAGGUCAAAUAAAACUUUAGGCUAUUUCUUGGCAGAAAUUUAGCUGUGAACUAGGAAGACGAUGGGGACUAUGGCGUCCCAAAUGCGGUCUCUAUGGGUCCUGUUAAAAAAAUAGUGCACUAUAAAGGGAAUAGGGUGCCAUUUGGGACAUAGACUAUGUGAUAAUGUGACACACUGUUCUGGAACAUGCCUACUUUUUUUUUUUACACUGCUCUAGCUACUUUUGCCGUAGUUACCAUGGUUGGUGUCAGGUAAGUUUAGACUGUCCAGUGUUGCCAUGUGGCAGAUAGAUACACCUGGCAUGAUCAGCCAAACAGGUUAACGCACAAACAGACAUACUUCUACAGUACAAACUUGCUGAUAUUUACCUGUCCACACUGUGUAAACAGCACAACUGCUCUUUCACAGCCCACACACACACGCAUGAGCGCACGCACGCAGCAGCUACGGCAAAGACAUUUGCAUGGUUCAGACUAUCUGUGAUGCCCUAAUGCAGACAUUCCAAUAGCUAAACACCUAAAAGCACCUAGCUGGAACACACGCUGAAUAUUUCACGUGCUCAGGCAGGGAACAGCAUGUUAAGGUACUUCUUCACUCCUGUUAGCCCACUUCUACUAGCUACUGUUCUCAGAGCGUUCAUGUAACGUAGCAUUAACAUUCUGAUAUGUUCCAAUACAGAAACACUCAAACUCUGCAGAGAGGUAACCUAAAACACACUUUUAUGUACUGAGGGCACCUACUGUGCUUUAACAUAACUGUAAGUCCUAAUAUGUACACCGUAUUCCAGUUUGAAAAUGCCAUUUAGUUCAAAUAGUUUCUCAAAUACGAAAGCAUACAGUACAGUGUAAAGAGUGUAAUAGAGUUGGAACCAGGGAGUGAGACAAACACUAAGGGGAACAAUUUAAUUGUUUUGUUUCAAUGUCCUCGGGCAAUAACAGAUAGAGACGGACUGACGGACUCGGGAGGCUGUGAAUUUUAAUGGCCUAUUUUCAUGUUAAUGUUAUUUCCGAGUUGACACUUCUUUAAACACUAAGUCACAUCCCUAUUUUCUCCAGAGAGGAGCUUAGGAGGAAAUGUCCUUGGCAUGCCAGUCAAUUACACAGAGCAGACACACGACGGGAAACAGUAACAACGCAGACGAAAAAACUGUUAUGAAGAUCAUCAAACCGCUUAUGAAACCGUUACUAAGAUCAUGAAAAAAGAAAGAAAAACAAAAAACAAAUGUAUCAUGAAACCAAUUUCAUUGAGCAAACUUGAUUGAGUUACCAAGCAGGAGGGACCGGUUAUCAGGUUACGUUAAUGUCACUUUGCUCGAUUUCCUCCGUCUUAACUGAAGCUCCUCAAAACACUCAGAACUCGCUCACUGUCCUCAAAGAGCCUCAAUCAAAGGGCACCGCUGCCUGUAAUGUAAAUCAAAUGCCAGCAAUUUAAGACUUACAACUUGCUGUCCAAUUCAAUCCCAAAGGAAUCCGCUAGUCACAAGGAUGAACCGCGGAUGAACCCGACGACUUCUGCCAUAAUCUGCUUAGGGUCAAAAUAGAGACUUUCCUUCUGUAUGAAUGGAUUCUCACUACUGAGUCAAAGUAGGACAAAUUGCAGAUAUAUAAUAAUCAUAAUAUUGCUGUGUAUCUAGCUGGGGAUUAUUCCCUCACUGAAUGGAACAUGGCAUGUAUUCUACCAGGUGACAUGAUGACGUGGAGAGGAUCUGUGUCUGCACCACGUACUCUCACUACUGGUGUCCCCCAGGGCUCAGUUCUAGGCCCUCUCCUCUUCUCUCUAUACACCAAGUGACUCAGCUCCGUCAUAUCCUCACACGGUCUCUCAUAUCAUUGUUAUGCGGAUUACACUCAAGUACUUUUUUCCUUCCACCCUUCUGACACCCAUGUGGCGACACGCAUCUCUGCGUCUCAGCUUGGAUGUCGGCCCACCACCUCAAGCUCAACCUCGACAAGACAGAGCUGCUCUUCCUCACGGGGAAGGCCUGACUGCUCCAAGACCUCUCCAUCACAGUUGACAACUCCACGGUGUCCCCCUCCCAGAGUGCAAAGAACCUUGGCGUGACCUUGGACAACACUCUGUAAUCCUCUGCAAACAUAAAAGCAGGGGCUCGCUCCUGCAGGUUCAUCCUUACAACAUCCGUAGAGUACGACCCUACCUCACACAGGAAGUGGCGCAGGUCUUAAUCCAAGCACUUGUCAUUUCCCGUCUGGACUACUGCAACUCGCUGUUGGCUGGUCUCCCCCACUUGUGCCAUCAAACCCCUGCAACUUAUCCAGAACGCUGCAUCCCGCCCUAUGUUCAACCAUCCCAAGUUCUCCCAUGUCACCCCGCUCCUCCGGACAUUCCACUGGCUUCCAGUCGAAGCUCACAUCCACUACAAGACCAUGGUACUUGCCUAUGGAGCAGCAAGAGGAACUGCCCCUCCCUACCUUAAGCCUAUGCUCAAACCCUACACCCCAACCCAAACACUCCGUUCUGCCACCUCUGGUCUCUUGGCUCCCACUCAGCCCAGUCCAAGCGCUUCUCUGUCCUGGCACCCCAAUGGUGGAACCAGCUCCCCCUGAAGCUAGGACAGCAGAGUCCCUGCCCAUCCCCCCCCCCCCCCCCCCCCCCCCCCAGCCUUUCAUGAACUAACAGUCGCAAUUGACGUUUUCCCCCCUCACUAGCUCUGACUUUGCUUAUAGCUCCUUUAUUGAGGAAAAAUGUACUUACUAUGACUCUGAUAUGUGGUUGUCCCACCUUAAGAUGAAUGCAGUCAUUCUGGAUAAGAACGUAUGCUAAAUGACAAAUGUAAAUGUAUUCAUUACUGUAUCAGUGAUUGACAUUGUAACCAAAUGUUUAUUAAUUUCACCCCACCCCCACCCCUCUCCUCAUUCACAUUUUGUAACCUUGUAAGUCUUAUCACAUCAGAAUGUAUAUAGUAUUCCCCUUUCAUAACAUUUAUUUUCAAAUCGAGUGACAACCACAUUGAAACCUGUUUAAAAGCGGGUCAGAUAAAUACAUUAUCAUCAUUACAUUUACAUUUUAGUCAUUUAGCAGACGCUCUUAUCCAGAGCGACUUACAGGAGCAAUUAGGGUUAAGUGCCUUGCUCAAGGGCACAUUAACGUCAUUUAGCAGACGCUCUUAGCCAGAGCGACUCACAAAUUGGUGCGUUCACCCUAUAGCCAGUGGGAUAACCACUUUACAAUUGGGGGGGGGGGGGUAGAAGGAUUCCUUUAUCCUAUCCAGGUAUUCCUUAAAGAGGUGGGGUUUCAAAUGUCUCCGGAAGGUGGUGAGUGACUCCGCUGUCCUGGCGUCGUGAGGGAGCUUGUUCCACCAUUGGGGUGCCAGAGCAGCGAACAGUUUUGACUGGGCUGAGCGGGAACUAUGCUUCCGCAGAGGAAGGGGAGCCAGCAGGCCAGAGGUGGAUGAGCGCAAUACUCUCGUUUGGGUGUAGGGACUGAUCAGAGCCUGAAGGUACAGAGGUGCCGUUCCCCUCACUGCUCCAUAGGCAAGCACCAUGGUCUUGUAGCGGAUGCGAGCUUCAACUGGAAGCCAGUGGAGUGUGCGGAGGAGGGGGGUGACGUGAGAGAACUUGGGAAGGUUGAACACCAGACGGGCUGCGGCAUUCUGGAUGAGUUGUAGGGGUUUAAUGGCACAGGCAGGGAGGCCAGCCAACAGCGAGUUGCAGUAGUCCAGACGGGAGAUGACAAGCGCCUGGACCAGGACCUGUGCCGCUUCCUGUGUAAGGCAGGGUCGUACUCUCCGAAUGUUGUAGAGCAUGAACCUGCAGGAGCGGGUCACCGCCUUGAUGUUGGCGGAGAACGACAGGGUGUUGUCCAGGGUCACGCCUAGGCUCUUCGCACUCUGGGAGGAGGACACAGCGGAGUUGUCAACCGUGAUGGCGAGAUCAUGGAACGGGCAGUCCUUCCCCGGGAGGAAGAGCAGCUCCGUCUUGCCAGGGUUCAGCUUGAGGUGGUGAUCCGUCAUCCCAUACUGAUAUGUCUGCCAGACAUGCAGAGAUGCGAUUCGCCACCUGGUUAUCAGAAGGGGGAAAGGAGAAGAUUAGUUGUGUAUCGUCAGCGUAGCAAUGAUAGGAGAGACCAUGUGAGGAUAUGACAGAGCCAAGUGACUUGGUGUAUAGGGAGAAAAGGAGAGGGCCUAGAACUGAGCCUUGGGGGACACCAGUGGUGAGAGCACGUGGUGCGGAGACAGCUUCUCGCCACGCCACUUGGUAGGAGCGACCGGUCAGGUAGGACGCAAUCCAGGAGUGAGCCGCGCCGGAGAUGCCCAGCUCGGAGAGGGUGGAGAGGAGGAUCUCAAUCAAUUUUAUUUUAUAUAGCCCUUCUUACAUCAGCUAAUAUCUCGAAGUGCUGUACAGAAACCCAGCCUAAAACCCCAAACAGCUAGUAAUGCAGGUGUAGAAGCACGGUGGCUAGGAAAAACUCCCUAGAAAGGCAAAACCUAGGAAGAAACCUAGAGAGGAACCAGGCUAUGAGGGGUGGCCAGUCCUCUUCUGGCUGUGCCGGGUGGAGAUUAUAACAGAACCAUGCCAAGAUGUUCAAAAAUGUUCAUAAGUGACAAGCAUGGUCAAAUAAUAAUCAGGAAUAAAUCUCAGUUGGCUUUUCAUAGCCGAUCAUUAGAGUUUAAAAACAGCAGGUCUGGGACAGGUAGGGGUUCCAUAACCGCAGGCAGAACAGUUUAAACUGGAAUAGCAGCAAGGCCAGGCGGACUGGGGAUAGCAAGGAGUCACCACGGCCGGUAGUCCCGACGUAUGGUCCUAGGGCUCAGGUCUCUCAGUUGGCUUUUCAUAGCCGAUCAUUUAGAGUUGAAAACAGCAGGUCUGGGACAGGUAGGGGUUUCGUAGCCGCAGGCAGAACAGUUGAAACUGGAAUAGCAGCAAGGCCAGGCGGACUGGGGGCAGCAGGGUGUCAUCAUGCCCGGUAGUCCUGACGUAUGGUCCUAGGGCUCAGGUUCUCAGAGAGAAAGAGAGAACGAGAGAAUUAGAGAGAGCAUACUUAAAUUCACACAGGACACUGGAUAAGACAGGAGAAGUACUCCAGGUAUAACCAACUAACCCCAGCCCCCCGACACAUAACUACUGCAGCAUAAAUACUGGAGGCUGAGACAGGAGCGGUCCGGAGACACGUGGCCCCAUCCGAAGAAAACCCCCGGACAGGGCCAAACAGGAAGGAUAUAACCCCACCCACUCCGCCAAAGCACAGCCCCCGCACCACUAGAGGGAUAUCCCCAACCACCAACUUACAAUCCUGAGACAGGCCGAGUAUAGCCCACAGAGGUCUCCACCACACAGCACAAACCAAGGGGGGGGGGGGGCGCCAACCCAGACAGGAAGAUCACGCCAGUAACUCAACCCACUCAAGUGACGCACCCCUCCCAGGGACGGCAUGAAAGAGCACCAGCAGGCCAGUGACUCAGCCCCUGCCAACAGGGUUAGAGGCAGAGAACCCCAGUGGAGAGGGGAAACCGGCCUGGCAGAGACAGCAAGGGCUGUUCGUUGCUCCAGCCUUUCCGUUCACCUCACACUCCUGGGCCAGACUACACUCAAUCAUAUGACCUACUGAAGAGAUAAGUCUUCAGUAAAGACUUAAAGGUUGAGACCGAGUCUGCGUCUCUCACAUGGGUAGGCAGACUGUUCCAUAAAAAUGGAGAUCUAUAGGAGAAAGCCCUGCCUCCCGCUGUUUGCUUAGAAUUCUAGGACCAAUUAGGAGGCCUGCGUCUUGUGACCGUAGCGUACGUAUUGGUAUGUACGGCAGGACCAACUCGGAAAGAUAGGUAGGGCAAGCCCAUGUAACGCUUUAUAGGUUAACAGUAAAACCUUGAAAUCAGCCCUUGCCUUAACAGGAAGCCAGUGUAGGGAAGCUAGCACUGGAGUAAUAUGAUCAAAUUUCUUGGUUCUAGUCAGGAUUCUAGCAGCCGUAUUUAGCACUAACUGAAGUUUAUUGAUUGAUUGAUUGAUUGAUUGGAGAGGAGGAUCUGAUGGUUCACAGUAUCAAAGGCAGCAGACAGGUCUAGAAGGACAAGAGCAGAGGAGAGAGAGUUAGCUUUAGCAGUGCGGAGAGUUUCCGUGACACAGAGAAGAGCAGUCUCAGUUGAAUGACCAGUCCUGAAACCUGAUUGUUUGGAUCAAGAAGGUCAUUCUGAGAGAGAUAGCAAGAGAGUUGGCUAAAGACGGCACGCUCAAUAGUUUUGGAAAGAAAAGAAAGAAGGGAUACUGGUCUGUAGUUGUUGACAUCAGUGGGGUCGAGUGUUGGUUUUUUGAGAAGGGGAGUAACUCUCGCUCUCUUGAAGACGGAAGGGACAUGGCCAGCGGUCAAGGAUGAGUUGAUCAGCGAGGUGAGGUAGGGGGAAAGGUCACCGGAGAUGGUCUGGAGAAGGGAGGAGGGGAUGGGGUCAAGCGGGCAGGUUGUUGGGCGGCCUGCAGUCACAGUCGCAGGAUUUUAUCUGGAGAGAGAGGGGAGAAAGAAGUCAAAGCAUAGGGUAGGGCAGUGUGAGCAGGACCAGCAGUGUCAUUAGACUUAACAAACGAGGAUCGGAUGUCGUCAACCUUCUUUUCAAAGUGGUUGACGAGUCAUCCACAGAGAGAGAGGAGGGGGGGGGGGGGGAUUGAGGAGGAAAAUGUGCAAAGAGCUUUAGUUAGAGGCAGAUCUUGGAUUAGAGGGUGAAGGUGGCCCUAGCAGCAGAAACAGUGAGUAAAUUGGAGAGAGAAGUAUGAAAAGAUGCCAGGUCGGCAGGAUUUUCAUUUUUGUUCAGUUAUUGCUCCGUGCCGGAGCUUUGUUCUGUGAGCUCGCAGGAUCUCAUCAUCACGAGCUGGAGGGGAGACGACCGGCCGUUGAUAGUCGAGAUCACAGGAUCAGGAAUGAGGGUUAGGAGGCAGAAUCAAGAAUUGGAGGAGAAGGAUUGAGCAGGGAAGAGAUGAUGAAAGAGAAGUUGUGGGAGAAAAGCGUGUCGGCUGCGCAUAUACACAUCUUGUGGAGUGAGGGGGGGAGGGGGGGAGAGAAGGAGAGAGAGACCCAGUAAAGUUCUGCUUACCCAGUUAGAGUGCACUAGUAUAAUCUGUGCAGCGCGACCGUAAUAAAGACGACCUGGAACGCAACAAGAGUCUGAAUAGACCAGAGCGACACGUUUAUGUGACUACAUGGGAUUUAUUCAAAUGAGCAGCACACAACAUACAUAGAUUUUUAUCUGCAUCGUUCUAGGCAUUGAAUCCCAUUAAAAAUAUAUAUCAUAAAUAUUUUAUUGUCACAUAUACCGGAUAGUUGCAGUGGAUGUUUUGUUUUACAGGGUCAGCCAUACUAGUACUGCACCCCUGGAGCAAAUUAGGGUUAAGUGCCUUGCUCAAGGGCACAUCGGAAGAUUUUUCACUUUGUCGGCUCAGGUAUUCGUACCAGCGACCUUUCAGUUAUUGGCCAUAAACUCCAACCACUAGGCUACCUGCCACCCUUAAAAUAAGCCAUGAAAUAAGCCCUAUGUGUUUGAAUCCACAUACACUAUUCUACCUCAUAUUAGUUAACUCUCUCUUCCUAUAACCUCCACUCUCUGUGUUCUCACCCUAUUCAAAGGGUGUAAAUUCUAAUUUCUUAACGUGACUCUCCAUCUCUCUCUUUAUCUCCAGGGCACUACCCUGGCGAGGCAGAUCGGCGCCGUGGCCUACACAGAGUGUACGUCCAAGUACUCGGAGAACAGCGUCCGCGAUGUCUUCCACGUCACCACCCUGACCUCGGUGACGCGCCUCCACCGGCCCCAGCUAAAACGCAGCGGCUCACGCCGCGGCCUCAAGCGGGUCUCCCAGCAACCUCCCCGGACGGAGGUUCUGGAGCACCCCCCCGCCAUGAGAAAGAACCGGGCCAAGAGCUGUGUGCUCAUGUAG